Messenger RNA from Hippoglossus stenolepis (Pacific halibut), 880 nucleotides. RefSeq names its product homeodomain-interacting protein kinase 1-like. Gene Ontology annotation, cellular component: cytoplasm; nucleus. The transcript has 5 exons. The record is from RefSeq and is a predicted model, not a curated record. Gene Ontology annotation, biological process: peptidyl-threonine phosphorylation; peptidyl-serine phosphorylation. The coding region runs from base 25 to 852 and encodes 275 amino acids. Gene Ontology annotation, molecular function: ATP binding; protein serine/threonine kinase activity; protein tyrosine kinase activity. NCBI's taxonomy places the organism in Eukaryota, Metazoa, Chordata, Actinopteri, Pleuronectiformes, Pleuronectidae.
UGUGUAUUUUGCUAUGUAUCAUAUAUGUAUCAACAUGUGACUUCAUGUUGUGUCCAUCUCAUCUCGUCCUCCACAGACAAGCCCCUGAAACCCAAGAAAACCUUCCGCGACAGGGUGGAGAAGUUUUUCGGCAAGGGAAGGUUUGGAAAGGUCGUGGAGUGUGUGGACACUAAAACUGACGAAAACGUGGCCAUCAAGAUGACCACAGAUUAUUUCCAGGAGAAUGCGCGGAAAGAGGCUGCAGAUGCAGAUCGAAGCCACAUCAUUGUCCACGAUGAGCCCACAUGUCCCAGCUUUGAGGUUGUGGACGUGACUCUGGAUGAAUACUUGAAGGAUGUCAAGUUUAUGACCAUCUCUGAGAUCCGGCCUGUUCUGCAGCAGCUGGCGACUGCACUGCUCUGCCUGGAAGACCUGGAUAUUGUCCACAGCGAUAUCAAACCGGAGAACAUCAUGGUGCUGGAUAAGUGGCAGAAACCGCUACAAGUGAAGUUGAUUGAAUUUGGACUUGCUCGCCAAGGCCCCGACAUACAUCCAGGCUCAGGGGGACAGAGUCUGUUAUACAGGGCUCCAGAGGUCAUGUUGGGUCUCCGUCACAGGCAGCCUAUUGACAUGUGGUCUGUAGGAUUGACUGUGGCAGAGAUGGCUCUGGGCCGCCCCCUGUUACCUGGGAAACACGAGUACGACAUCAUGAAAAAGAUUGUGAAAACGUUGGGUGAACCGCCCACGGACCAACUGGACGCUGGACCACGCAGCAUGCAGUAUUUCAAUAUCUGUGGGACAUGGAGACUGAAGGUAUGCAUCCAUCGAUCAUUCUAUCCUUCCAUCCAUCCAUCCAUCCAUGAUUUACCCUAAACUCUGUCUUUUUGUAGACUUCAUUAGA